Molecule: messenger RNA, 1125 nt
Organism: Quercus lobata
Lineage: Eukaryota; Viridiplantae; Streptophyta; Magnoliopsida; Fagales; Fagaceae
Exons: 2
Coding region: 1-1125 (374 amino acids)
Molecular function (GO): catalytic activity
Source: RefSeq, a predicted model, not a curated record
AUGGGUGUGAUUGAACACAACCCUAUAGUGUAUCCAGGGGAAGGACAGACCAUGGAGAUAUUGAAUUGGUUCGGAUGGAUGUUGAGGGAGGAGGUCAUAUUGAUGCCUCCUUUUGACGAGUGUCUUAUCUUACUAUACAUUGUUUUCCUCAUGAAUGUCCUCAUAUGGAACUGUAAGGGAGCUUUGAAGCCCACCUUCCAAAGUCAUGUUAGAGAAUUGAUUCGGAUCCAUAACCUGGCUAUUCUUGUCUUGAUGGAAACAAAAGUUGGUGGUGAGAGGGCCAGAGAAAUUACUAACCGACUCCUUUUUGAUAGUGUAAUCCACACUGACACUAUCGCUCCUAGAAGUGCCGAAAGGCACAUUUUAUGGAAUAAUUUAAAUAAAGUCGCAGAGCUUCAUGAUAUGCCGUGGUUCCUUGCAGGUGAUUUCAAUGAAACUCUUAUAACUGAGGAUAAGUUCGAGGGUAGAACUGUUGGGGUUAGUAGUUCUUUGCUGUUUAAGGAGUGUCUGGACAAUUGCAACAUGAUUGAUAUUGAAUUCUCUGGUCUGCGUUUCACUUGGACAAAUAAAAGAGAAGUCCAUGCUCUAAUUCAAGAAAGAUUAGACAGAUUUUUCGUUAAUCCUAGCUGGUGCUUACUCUACCCGGAUGCUAGAGUUAUGCAUCUCACUAGGUGCCACUCGAAUCACUGCCCUGUCAUGCUUGAUAUGCUCUCAAGAACAAACACUAGGAGAGCUAGACCUUUCAACUUCCAAACCUGUUGGUUGAUUGAUCCCACUUUCCCAAGCAUUGUAACACAGGCUUGGAGACAGCCUCAUAACCUUGGGGAGGCAAUUGAUCUCUUUUCAAAGAAUUCCACCGAGUGGAAUAGAAAUCAUUUUGGUAAUAUCUUUGUUAAAAAGAAGAGUAUUAUGGCGAGAUUGAACGAUAUCCAAUGGGUUGUAGCUUCUAAGCCUUCAAAUUUCCUCCUAAACCUUGAGAAAGAUUUGGUGAAAGAACUUGAUACGAUUCUAAGUCAAGAAGAGGAAUUUUGGGCUCUCAAAUCUCGAGUUAAAUGGAUGAUACAAGGGGAUAGGAACAUCACUUUCUACCAUGUCUCAACCCUAGUGCGAAGGAAAAGAAACUAG